AUGCACUUUGGAACGAGCACCAAGCCCUUUGAGAGCGGGCAGUACCUGGACAUCUACGGCAUCACCAGAGACCAGGCUGGGGAGUACGAGUGCAGUGCAGAGAACGAUGUCUCAGUGCCAGACGUGAGAAAAGUAAAAGUGACAGUGAACUUUGCCCCCACAAUUCAGGAACUAAAAUCCAGCGGUGUGAUGCUUGGAGGGAACGGCCUGAUCCGGUGUGAAGGUGCAGGAGUGCCUGCCCCGGGCUUUGAGUGGUACAAAGGAGAGAGGAAACUGAUCAAUGGUCAACAAGGAAUCACUAUUAAAAAUUAUAGUACAAGAUCCCUUCUUACUGUUACCAAUGUGACAGAAGAGCACUUUGGCAACUAUACUUGUGUCGCUGCCAACAAGCUAGGGACGACCAAUGCCAGCCUGCCUCUGAACCCUCCCAGUACAGCCCAGUACGGCAUCACCGGGCACGCCGAGGUGCUGCUCUCCUGCUGGUCCCUGGUGCUGGCGCUCUCCUCCCUCAGCAGCGUGUUCUACCUGAAGAACAUCCUCCUGCACCACCUGUAAAAGACCCAAAGGAGGCUUUUAAGGAUUGUGUGGAAAAGCGCUGAUGGCUGGAUCCAACCCGGUAGAGUUUGUGAAAAGCGGCGUGGGAUGUAACCAGUGCUGACACGGGGAUGAUCGCCUUCUGUGGAAUUGCUCAUUAUGUAAAUACUUUAAUUCGACUCCUUUUUCUUUUUUUUUUUUCUUUUCUUU
Messenger RNA from Sturnus vulgaris (Common starling), 744 nucleotides. The record is from RefSeq and is a predicted model, not a curated record. NCBI's taxonomy places the organism in Eukaryota, Metazoa, Chordata, Aves, Passeriformes, Sturnidae.